AUGUCGUCAAACAAUGACCUGAGUGGUCACAGUACGACGACAACCACGACGGGGGGGAGUAGUCGUGGCGGACAUCGAGCUGACACAGAAGCCAGUUCGAGCGUCGAUCCCGGGGCCAGCACCAGCACCACCCCCAGCGGCGCCGACUCCAGGGCGCCCUGGCCAGCCGCGGCCGACGACCGGAGCACUGCUGGCAGCGGUGCGCUGGGCCUGCCUUCGUCAUCGUCAUCAUCGACAUGGCCUUUGCACCCAUCCCACCCCAAAGUUGAUUCUCAACUCGAUCUCAUUCGAGAAGACGAACAGCACACCAUGUACCCAGCUGGAUCAUCCUCCCACCACCAUCGCCAUCACCACCACCACCACCACCCUUCAACCCAGGAUGGCCAUUCUCACGGUCACGCGCCCUCUCACGCUUCGCACCGCCAUCCCCUGUCUCGGCAAGAAUCGAGCGCGUCCGACUUUGACGGGCCCAAGUUCGAAUACGGACCGACCACCUCAACCUCAAUAGCAGGGUUCACCCAUGCUCCUUGGACCCAUCUUAGCAAACCAUUGCCUGAUACGUUGGGAAGGGCGCACGUGAUCCCCCGUUCGAACAAGGGUAAAGGUCGAGCGAUCGACGGCGUCGGUGGCGUCGAUGACAAGGAUUCGUUGGAGAACGCGUCGUUGCGCCCUUCCGUUUCAGCGAGCCUGCCACCCGAUACGAGCGAUGACGAGACCGACGAAUCCGAUGAGAAUGAUGAUGACGACGACGAAGAGGAUGAUGAUGAGGAAGGGGCCUUCGAGGUCGUCAAGACAGAGCGUCAUCGAGAUCGAGGGCGGACGAGCACGAAGCUUCCCAAGGGCUUGGUCCAAAUUCGGAGAGACCCCAUGAUCCGGAUCCGGCGCGUUGGAGCACUUGGGAUUUCAGUCUCGAGUAAUGACUCGGACGGGGACGAGAACAUGGAAGAGGCCGUGAUGAGCGAGGAGAAGGGGAUAAGCGACGAUCGAGAAGAAGCUGGCAUCACUGCGGGGACGUCGUCGCUCGAUUCGGCGGGUGAACUCGAGGCUCGCAAGGCCAAAGGAACGCGGAGAAUAUCGCAGGCUCUUGGGGCGAGUAAUGAAGAGUUUAGGACCAUCGUCGACGAUCUGGCUCUUGAGAGUGAGUCUCGCGGUGGCCCGAAUCGUGGCGUCCGUUUAGGAGGGACCUGAUCUUUUGCAUCUGAAUGCACUCACAGAUCAAGCGCUGAAAGCUAAGCUGAGACGGUACGAAGCCGCUCGUGUUCCCGCCACACUCAAACGGGACCGAUUGUUCGAAAUUCGAUACUUUGAAGGUCUCAGCGAGUACGUGUGCGGUGCCUGAAUGACGAGGGAACGCAGUCGGGAAGACCGCAGUUUAGUCUCAUUUGCUAAUCCAUGCCUUCUGUCCACAGGGAGAAGCGAGAAGAUCUCGAAACCUUCUUGACGCGCUACGUUCAGGGCAUCUCCCAAUUGCACGACACAUCAACACCCUCACCAGCUGUCGCCUCUGCUGCUACCACAUCGACGACGGCCGAGCAUCGACCACAGGUGCUUCUCCAUUCAUCCCACUCUAUUGCAUCUACUGUGCUUCCCUCGCUUCCACCUCCCAAGAUCCCCGACCGCAAGUUUCACCGAUCGCGCAAGAGCGCCUCGUCAGAACGCGAUGUAUUGGCCGGCCCCAGCGAUUUCGGGUUCGAACCGACGUCGACGACUGGGACUGGCGCGGGGAUCAAAAUUGAUUCUUCGAGUGACUCGGACAGAAAGAAACGCAAGCAGAAGAAGCAUAAGAAGGCCCGCAAGCACACACAUGCCGACGAUAUUGAGGGGCCGAGCAAGGCGGUGGAUGCAGCCACGACCUCGGGAGACACGGGCGAGACGACGCCGACGAAAGAGGACGAACCUACCGCCAUAUGGGCCACUCGCGAGAACACCCAACGCCCUUCAGUGACCAUCGACGACAAGUCCAUGUCUACUGCGCAAGCAAUCGUCAACUCCAUCGAAAAGUUGUUCCGGAACUCGUUCGAAGCGCGUUGUAAGGGCAUGAAGGGGACGCGGUCGAACGAGGAGUACCUCAGCGAGUUGCUCGAGCAGGACUUCCUGUCCAACGGUUGGGUCUACCUCAAGCUCGUGUGCACGAUGGCGAUGACGCACCGCUUCAGCGUGACGAUGCCAUUCAUCGAGAGCGCGAUCCGGACCUUGUCAACCCGACUUGAGGUCUCGAGCUCGGGAGCCAAGGUGAGGUGGAAGGGACCCGACUUGUUCAAGCCUCAGACCGGGGGAUCGAUCAAGGAGGAUCGAGCGACGCCGAUGGUUGUGACGGGUCCUUUCACCAAUGCGAUGGUCCCUUCCUACGCCGAUCGACAGCGAGCUUUGGACCAACGUCGGCUCUCAUGGCACGCACCAUCGAGUACUGGAUUGGACUCGUCGAAUUCGGACAUGACUGGUGAUCGUGAGCGAAGCUGGAACAGUGGAUCAGGCCCCGUCGCCUCGACCGCCGCCACCUCUCUUUACCCUGACUCGGUUGUUUGCAAGCUCGAGGGUGCGAACGCGUCGACCGUUGCUCCAUCCCAGAUUACACGGCACACCCCGACGACUGCCGCAGUACAGCGCCUUGGCCUUUCGCCUGGGUCGCAGAUUCAUCCCUUGGGCUCAGAGAGCAAGGUGCAAUCGGUCAGAGCGGCCGCUGCUUCGUCGGUCGGUCGUCGCACACAGAACUCACCCGGGUCUCACGCCACCAAAUCGAGCACCUCGCCACCGAUCAAAGUCAGCACCCACACACCCUACCUGCCCUUCUUUUCUCGAUGCGAUCAUGUCCUCGUUCGCUCGAGUCGAGCUGCGUCAAGCCGGGGUGCCGCUUCAACUGCGGGUGGCAACUCGUCGGCACAAGCAUCGGGGUCCGAGCCGAAGCGCGUGGUCGCGGCUGACGAGGACGAGGCCGUCGACGACGAGAUCGGUAUCACGGGCACGAUGCUGUUUUACGCCGACGCCAAGUUCUGUUCCGAUCUGUCGAAGGAGCCGCUCUCGGAGGUAUGCCCGAGUGACCGGAACGCCCCUCGACCUCUCGGACAUCGACCUCGCGAGGAGGGUUCGGUUGAGCGUUCACCCAGUCCUGACGGAGCGACGAUUCUCGGCAAAGCUGUUCGAGUCGUUUUGCCCAUCGAGGAUGACGAAGCGAUGGACGUCGAUGGCAAGGGAUUGUUGCACUUUGAUGAUGGUGUGGCGAUGCAGCCCAGCAAGAACACAUCGGCGAACGAGCCUCUUUCGUUCGGGCAGCUGCAAGGCCUCAAGACGAGCGGCAUGUCUGACGUCUCGCCUGCGGAUGCGUUUACCAUCGUCGUCACCCUACGUUUCGACGACUUGCCCGAACCCACGAUUGAGAAGAGGACGAGGCCCGACGCCGCCAUCACGGGUGAACCCUCGACGAAACGACCUCGAUUUAAACGCCACCAAAUCGUGGACACGCGCAUGAUCCCCCAUCCGCCGACCUCCUCGGUGCGCCCUCGAUUGCGCAAAGGUCUGUCGCACGUCUCCUCGUCGAGCUCGAACGGGGGAGCAACGUCGGACGAAACCGAUGCCGAUUUGCCGUUGCGAGGUAUCCCGCUCUUGCUUCGGCAACCUUCACAAGCUGAUGGCGCUAGUUUGAUCGACAGUACUUUUGUGAGUUACAUUCGAGAGACCCUCUGGCGUCGAUCUCAUUCUCAAGUACUGACUUCUCACUCACCUCCUCAGUCCGGUCCUACUUCCCAUGUCCACAUGCCCUCACCGGACUACCUCGCCUCGCUCAACCUCCCCGUUUACACCUGGUCCCCUCACGCUCCCUCCUCCCGUUUCCACUGGUCCCAAUCAAGUCGUGGCCCAUCAACAGGGAUGAACCAUCGUCCCAGAUCUCAUCGAUCGACGACGAAUGCUCCGUUGUUGAGAUUGGGGGAUUCGGUCCUUCCGAUCCAGGGUACGGAUGGGGGGGAUAUGAUGACCACUAGUUCGGAGGAGGAUGUCAGGGCGAUUGAUUUGGAUGAGAGUGUUUGA
Microbotryum saponariae is the source of this 4023-nucleotide messenger RNA. The record is from the annotation of a GenBank genome assembly. NCBI's taxonomy places the organism in Eukaryota, Fungi, Basidiomycota, Microbotryomycetes, Microbotryales, Microbotryaceae.